Molecule: messenger RNA, 1760 nt
Organism: Vavraia culicis subsp. floridensis
Lineage: Eukaryota; Fungi; Microsporidia; Pleistophoridae
Exons: 1
Coding region: 1-1473 (490 amino acids)
Biological process (GO): attachment of mitotic spindle microtubules to kinetochore
Cellular component (GO): Ndc80 complex
Source: RefSeq, a predicted model, not a curated record
AUGCGCCGCAAUACUUUGACGCCAGCUCGUGGCCGCUUAUCCCUAGCAUACCCUUCAAGUCCCGUACCCGAAAAAAGAAACGUGCGCAGCUCCUCGUAUCAAGAACAAUGCAUCACAAACGUGCAGUCAUUUCUCGAAGAGCACAACUACGAAAACACAUCGCAUAAAAGCGUACGCAACCCCACACUCAAAGAAUUCCAGAACCUUUUCAAAUUCGUAAUUUCAUUUUUCUACAAAAACUGGGAGUGUAAGCGCUUUGAAGACGAUGCAAUGCUGCUUAUCAAACAGAUCAAGUAUCCGUACGUAAACGAGAUUAACAAGAGUCAUUUGGUGACCACAUCUCCACAUUCAUGGCCGGUUGUUCUGUCAUUUAUCAGCUGGAUGGUAGACAUGGUACGAUUUGUUGGAGUGUGUGAGGCUGAGGAGACCGACAUGUUCUUGGAGUGCUGUUUUGAUGGGUAUCUGCGAUUCAUGGAGGGUGUUGACAAUCAUUUUGAGGACAGGUUGAGCGAGCAGUUCAGGAAGAAACAUGAGAUGAAGAUAAGGGAAUAUGAGGAUAGGAUGGAUAGAAAGAGGGAUCUAGAUGAUAAGCUGGGAGAGUGGGAGAUGAACGGAGAGAAUGCAGCGCUUAAGAGAAAAAUUGAGGAGCUUGAGGACGAUAGGAAAUCGAUAAUGGAUGGUUUUAAGCAACUUGAGGUAAAAAAGGAAAAGUACCAGAAAAUAACUGAAAAGUAUGCAGAGGAGAUUAAAGAUCUGAACGAUGGUAUGGAUGCGCUUCAGAGUGAACGGAAUAAGCUGAAGGAGUGCAUAGGUAAGCAGAGGAUAAACGUGGACAGUUACAAAGAGAUGAAUGGGCGGAAGAAUGAGCUACUCAAGCAGCUUGAAAGGAUAAAACCGGAGAAGGAGAAGUGUUUUGUGAUGCUCAGCGAAAAGGAGAAGGAAUUGAGCGUGUUGAGGGAGGAGAUGGAGAAGUACGUGCACGAUUUUAAAUGUGUGAGCGGAUUGAGCGCAUCACAUGAUGUGAAUGAUACGUUAGAGGAUGCGAUAAAUGUGCUGAACGAGCGUAUAGUUGUGCUGGAGGAGAAGAAACUUUCACUUGAGGAGAAAAGAAACGAACUGGCCAACCACGCAUCGUAUCUUGAGGAGAAUAUCAAGCACCUGAACGGCAGGCUGCUCAGCAUAGGCAAGUUGUACCUAGAGAAGAAGGAGAUGAGUGACCUUGAUGAACACAGGGGCAGAAAAGAGAUGGACAAGCUUGAUAAUGAGCUGAUGAACCUCACGAUUGAAUCAAACAAUUCGAUUCUGCUGAGCGAGCAGGCACUGCAACGAGCAAAGAUACAAAUGGAUCGGAUAGUAGGUGAGAUAAGGAAUGAGCAGGACGAGGUGAGCAAGGAGAUUGUAAAGUUUUAUGGGAUGAUGAGCAAUGACUUGGAGAAUGCUGUUGCAGUGGCAAAGGAAAUUGGAGAGUUGUGAGGACCUUUUGAUGGAACAGAUGGCAUGUGGUACUGUGGCGAGGAGAAGUGCCCUGAAUUGAAGAGCGUAAUUGUAAUGUUUCCUGAUCACAAUAAUUGCAUACACGACAGAUUCAUUCUGCUUGUUAAUUUCAGCUCUGCUCUCAAACCAGAACGUGCCAGAGAAAAGGCGUAAUUUGGAGGUGGUGCCCACGGUUGGUGGUUAAAGGUACUCAAACGAACGAAAUAAUCUUCAGUGAUGCACUGCAGUACAAAACUAAGUUUAAAUAAAUUUAUUAUCAACACGAA